AUGGUGACCUCUAAAUUCCUUCAACUUAUACUGGCAAUAGCAAGCGUUGUCCCGGCGAGUGCAGUCGCCGGCUUUAAGAGCUCUUAUGACUACAUCAUCGUAGGAGGCGGUACAGCCGGUAUGACGGUCGCUUCCAGACUGUCUGCAAGUACAGCCAAUAGUGUUCUUGUCGUUGAAGCGGGAAUGCCGGAUAAUUAUGAAGCCGCGGUCAUGAUCCCUCGGUUCUACCCCGGGGCAUCUGGGUUUUCUCCGGGCACUCGGUACGACUGGAAUUUGACCACAGUUCCCCAAAGAUAUCUCCAGGGGCAGACAGUCAAUCUUACUCAAGGCCAUGCGAUCGGCGGAAGCAGCACAGUUAAUGCAAUGAUAUUCGAUAGGGGCAUGCCCUCCAACUAUGAUGCGUGGGAAGCCUUUGGAAACCCAGGUUGGGGGUUUGACGGCAUACUGCCUUAUUUCAAAAAGAGCGAGUCCUUUACAGCUGCACCACCGGAUCAUGCCUUAUUGUAUGGACUCACGCAUGAACCGUCUUGUCAUGGUUAUGAUGGCCCCGUCAAAUCAAGCUACUUGGCUUGGUCGCAUCCUAAUAACACAAAUUUCCUGAAUGCCAUGCAUGGCCUCGGUGUGAGCUCGCCUGUAGACCAAGGAUGCAACCCUCUAGGAGCAUACCUCACGACACACUCAAUUGAUCCCCGUAAUCAGUCGAGAUCAAGUGCAAGAACCUCCUACUAUGAUUACAUCUUCGACAGACCAAACUUGGACAUCGUUGCUGGGCAUUAUGUAACCAGAAUCAUUUUGGAAAAUGAAUCGGGAAAAAUGACUGCCAAAGGCGUUGAGUUUUCUACUGGACCAGAGUCAGUUUUACAGAAUGUACUGGCAAGAAAAGAAGUCAUCAUUGCAGCCGGCGCUUUGAAUACGCCUAAACUUUUGCAGCUUUCUGGAAUUGGCCCAGCAUCUGUUUUGUCUAAAGCUGGUGUCAAGACCGUUGUAGACUUGCCCGGAGUUGGCGCGAACCUCCAAGACCAUCCGUUUGGGUUACUUCUGGCCUCUUUAAACCCCGAGAUUCCCGGAAAUUCAGAUCUUGACAACACCACUUUCGAUGCUGAGCAACGUGAUUUGUAUUACAAUGAGAGGAAAGGCCGCUGGACCGAUACCAUCGCCGAAGCUCUUGCUUUCAUUCCACUCAACAAUUUCACAACAGCAAGCGAAGCUAGCAAUCUCCUUUCCAUUGUCAAGAAUAACUCGGCGCAAUACCUCUCCCAAGGAAUCGACCAAACCGUGAAAAAUGGCUAUGAGAAACAAGUGGAGCAGAUUCUAUCUAUGCACGAAAAGGGCUCGACAGCCGCAAUGGAGCUACUCUAUGUCGAUGGAGGCCGUUCAGUGGUAAAUAUCUUGAUGCAUCCUCUCAGCAGAGGAACUGUGUCUAUCACAUCGCCAGAUCCCUUCUCACAACCCAUGAUUGAUCCGCGCUAUUUUUCUCACCCUUACGAUGGCGACGUUCUCGUUGAAUCAUUGAGAUUCAACAGGAAAUUGUUGGCCACUGAGCCUGUACAAGCUUUGGGCGCAGUGGAGACACUCCCUGGAAAAGAAACAGAAAGCGAUGCGGACAUUCUCAAGUUUAUCAAGGGAAUUACUUCAACAGAAUUUCACUACACUGGUACCUGCGCCAUGCUUCCCAAAACCUUGGGCGGGGUUGUGAGUCCAGAUUUACGGGUUUAUGGAGUUGAGGGGCUGAGAGUUGUCGAUGCGAGCAUUAUGCCUCUUUUGCCAUCGGCACAUACUCAAGCAACCGUAUAUGCUAUCGCAGAAAAGGCAGCGGACAUUAUCAUGAGUUGA
Messenger RNA from Colletotrichum truncatum, 1833 nucleotides. The record is from RefSeq and is a predicted model, not a curated record. NCBI's taxonomy places the organism in Eukaryota, Fungi, Ascomycota, Sordariomycetes, Glomerellales, Glomerellaceae.